UCUGCCCGGAAGCGAGUGCAGCGCUGGGAAAGAUGGCGGCGGCGGCGGCGGCUGUGGGCAAUUCGGUGCCCUGUGGGGCCCGGCCUUGCGGGGUCCGGCCCGGUGGGCAGCCCAAGCCCGGACCGCAGCCGCGCACGCCCCUUACCGCCGGGGCGGCACUCAUAGCGAGCGGCGACGAGCUGGUCGCCGCCGUGUGGCCGUACCGGCGGCUGGCGCUGGUGCGGCGCCUCACGGUGCUGCCAUUCGCGGGGUUGCUGUACCCGGCCUGGAUAGGCGCCGCAGCUGCCGGCUGCUGGGGUUGGGGUAGCACCUGGGCGCAGAUCCCUGAAGCCGCGCUGCUCGUGCUCGCCACCAUCUGUCUUGCGCACGCGCUCACUGUCCUUUCGGGACAUUGGUCUGUCCACGCUUACUGCGCGCUCACCUGCAGCCGGGAGUAUGACCCCAGCAAAGCGACCUUUGUGAAGGUGGUACCAACCCCCAAUAAUGGCUCCACUGAACUUGUGGCCCUGCACCGUGAUGAGGACGAAGACGGGCUUGAAGUGCUGUCCUUUGAAUUCCAGAAGAUCAAGUAUUCCUAUGAUGCCCUCGAGAAGAAGCAAUUCCUCCCUGUGGCCUUUCCCACAGGAAAUGCCUUCUCAUACUAUCAAGGCAACAGAGGGUUCCAGGAAGACUCAGAGAUCCGAGCAGCUGAGAAGAAAUUUGGGAACAACAAGGCCGAGAUGGUGGUACCUGACUUCUCAGAGCUUUUCAAGGAGAGAGCCACAGCCCCGUUCUUUGUUUUUCAGGUGUUCUGUGUUGGACUCUGGUGCCUGGACGAGUACUGGUACUACAGCGUCUUCACACUGUCCAUGCUUGUGGCAUUUGAGGCCUCUCUGGUGCAGCAGCAAAUGCGGAACAUGUCAGAGAUCCGAAAGAUGGGCAAUAAGCCCCACAUGAUCCAGGUCUACCGAAGCCGCAAGUGGAGGCCUGUUGCCAGUGAUGAGAUUGUUCCUGGGGACAUUGUCUCCAUUGGCCGCUCCCCACAGGAGAACCUGGUGCCAUGUGAUGUGCUGCUGCUGCGGGGCCGCUGCAUCGUGGAUGAGGCCAUGCUCACAGGGGAAUCAGUACCACAGAUGAAGGAGCCCAUCGAAGACCUCAGCCCAGAUCGGGUGCUGGACCUCCAAGCUGACUCCCGGCUCCAUGUCAUCUUUGGGGGCACUAAGGUGGUGCAGCACAUACCCCCUCAGAAGGCUACCACGGGCCUGAAGCCGGUUGACAACGGGUGUGUGGCCUACGUCCUGAGGACCGGAUUCAACACGUCCCAGGGCAAACUGCUGCGCACAAUCCUCUUUGGUGUCAAGAGGGUGACUGCAAACAACCUGGAGACCUUUAUUUUCAUUCUCUUCCUCCUGGUGUUUGCCAUUGCUGCAGCUGCCUAUGUGUGGAUUGAAGGCCCUGUCUCUGCAGGCACCAAGGACCCCAGCCGGAACCGCUACAAGCUCUUUCUAGAGUGCACCCUGAUCCUCACCUCAGUUGUGCCCCCUGAGCUGCCCAUUGAGCUAUCCCUGGCUGUCAAUACUUCCCUCAUUGCUCUGGCCAAACUCUACAUGUACUGUACCGAGCCCUUCCGCAUCCCCUUUGCUGGGAAGGUUGAGGUGUGCUGCUUUGACAAGACAGGAACCUUGACCAGUGACAGCUUGGUGGUACGCGGUGUGGCUGGACUGAGAGAUGGGAAGGAGAUGACACCUGUGUCUAGCAUCCCAGUAGAAACACACCGAGCCCUGGCCUCCUGCCACUCUCUCAUGCAGCUUGAUGACGGCACCCUCGUGGGUGACCCCCUUGAGAAGGCCAUGCUGACAGCUGUGGACUGGACUCUGACCAAAGAUGAGAAAGUAUUCCCCCGAAGUAUUAAAACUCAGGGGCUGAAAAUUCACCAGCGCUUUCAUUUUGCCAGUGCCCUGAAGCGAAUGUCCGUGCUCGCCUCAUAUGAGAAGCUGGGCUCCACUGACCUCUGCUACAUCGCUGCUGUGAAGGGGGCCCCAGAAACCCUGCAUUCCAUGUUUGCUCAGUGCCCUCCUGACUACCACCACAUCCACACUGAGAUCUCCCGGGAAGGAGCCCGUGUCCUGGCGCUGGGAUACAAAGAGCUGGGGCACCUCACCCACCAACAGGCCCGGGAAGUCAAGCGGGAGUCACUGGAAUGUGGCCUCAAGUUCGUAGGCUUCAUCGUGGUCUCCUGUCCACUCAAGGCUGACUCCAAAGCCGUGAUCAGAGAGAUCCAGAAUGCCUCUCACCGGGUGGUUAUGAUCACAGGAGACAAUCCGCUCACUGCCUGCCACGUGGCCCAGGAGCUCCAUUUCAUUGAUAAGGCCCACACGCUGAUCUUACAGCCUCCCUCCGAGAAAGGCCGACCAUGUGAGUGGUGCUCCAUCGAUGGCAGUAUUGUCCUACCCCUGGCCCAGGGCUCCCCCAAGGCCCUGGCCCUGGAGCAUGCACUAUGUCUCACGGGUGAUGGCCUGGCCUACCUGCAGGCAGCUGACCCCCAACAGCUGCUCCACCUCAUCCCUCAUGUGCAGGUAUUCGCCCGUGUGGCCCCUAAGCAGAAGGAGUUCGUCAUCACUAGCCUGAAGGAGCUGGGUUAUGUGACCCUCAUGUGUGGGGACGGCACCAAUGAUGUGGGCGCCCUGAAGCACGCUGACGUGGGUGUGGCACUCCUGGCCAAUGCCCCUGAGCGUGUAAUUGAGCGGCGACGGCGGCCCCGGGAUAGCCCAACUCUGAACAACAGUGGCAUCAGGGCUACCUCCAGGAUAGCCAGGAAGUCGGGGCUCCCACCUCCUGAGGAGCAGCCAGCCUCCCAAAGGGAUCGCCUGAGCCAGGUGCUUCGGGAUCUCGAGGAUGAGAGCACACCUAUCGUAAAGCUGGGGGAUGCCAGCAUUGCCGCACCCUUUACCUCCAAGCUCUCAUCCAUCCAGUGCAUCUGCCACGUAAUCAAGCAAGGCCGCUGCACACUCGUGACCACACUGCAGAUGUUCAAGAUUCUGGCACUCAACGCCCUCAUCCUGGCUUACAGCCAGAGCGUCCUCUACUUGGAGGGAGUCAAGUUCAGUGACUUCCAGGCCACUCUACAGGGGCUGCUGCUGGCUGGCUGCUUUCUCUUCAUCUCUCGUUCCAAGCCCCUCAAGACUCUCUCCCAGGAGCGUCCCCUACCCAACAUCUUCAAUCUGUACACGAUCCUCACUGUAAUGUUCCAGUUCUUCGUGCACUUCCUGGGCCUCGUCUACCUGUACAGAGAAGCCCAGGCCCGGAGUCCUGAGAAGCAAGAGCAAUUUGUGGAUUUGUACAAGGAGUUUGAGCCAAGCCUUGUCAACAGCACCGUGUACAUAAUGGCCAUGGCCAUGCAGAUGGCCACCUUUGCCAUCAACUACAAGGUGAGGCCUGGCUCCCCGCCCCCAGCACACCCCAUCUGCCCAGCAAGCACCCACCACAUGCAGCUGGCUAUCCAUCCCUGCAGGGCCCGCCCUUCAUGGAGAGCCUUCCCGAGAACAAGCCCCUGGUAUGGAGUCUGGCAGUGUCACUCCUGGCCAUCAUUGGCCUGCUCCUUGGCUCCUCACCUGACUUCAACAGUCAGUUUGGCCUCGUGGACAUCCCUGUGGAGUUCAAGCUGGUCAUCGCCCAGGUCCUGCUCCUGGACUUCUGCCUGGCGCUCCUGGCUGACCGUGUCCUUCAGUUCUUCCUGGGGACCCCGAAGCUGAAAGUGCCUUCUUGAGACGGUGGUGCUGGCACCCAUGCUUGCUCUGGCUGCCACCAGGCGGGAACCUGCCAGGCCCCCAGGAGGGAACACUGCCCCUCACCCCCCAUGGCAAGGCCAUGUAGCCUUGUCUUUGGAAGACUGAGCUGUGACCUCCACAGCACUCCGCUAGCCUGGCAAAUGGAACAGCUCUGGGCUAGCACCUUUGGUAAAUAAAGAAGCAUCUGAGAUUUUAA
This is a messenger RNA of Nycticebus coucang (slow loris), 3963 nucleotides long. It is a transcript of the gene ATP13A1, whose product is annotated as ATPase 13A1. Gene Ontology annotation, molecular function: ATP hydrolysis activity; ATP binding; membrane protein dislocase activity. Gene Ontology annotation, biological process: extraction of mislocalized protein from ER membrane; intracellular calcium ion homeostasis. The record is from RefSeq and is a predicted model, not a curated record. The transcript is spliced from 25 exons. Bases 33 to 3731 code for a protein of 1232 amino acids. NCBI's taxonomy places the organism in Eukaryota, Metazoa, Chordata, Mammalia, Primates, Lorisidae. Gene Ontology annotation, cellular component: endoplasmic reticulum membrane.